AAAGACGAAGUCACUCCCAGAGUUCGUACGAAGCCGAAAAAUUCGAGAUCCAAAGCCGAAAAAUUCGUGUUGCAUGAGCGCAAAUGUAAAGAAAUGAGAAUUAGUUUUACGAAAUCGGAAAAGGACUUUCCACCAGUUACGAUAAAUAACGCUCCCGUCGAAGUUGUCCCACAUGUCAAAAUUCUGGGCUUGAAUGUAUCCGACAACUUAAAAUGGAAUUAUUAUGUUAGCGAACUCGUUAAAAAAUCUUCAAAAAGAUUGUACUUCCUAACUCAGUUAAAGCGCGCCAAAGUGGGUUGUUUGGAAUUG
This is a messenger RNA of Paramuricea clavata, 309 nucleotides long. The record is from the annotation of a GenBank genome assembly. NCBI's taxonomy places the organism in Eukaryota, Metazoa, Cnidaria, Anthozoa, Malacalcyonacea, Plexauridae.